GGCUCAAAGUUGUAGGGCUUGCCAAUGCGCGCCCUGCGUUAAUUCAAUGGAAGCCUUAGUGAUUGAAGACGAAGACUCAGAAAAUGCCUGUAUCCUGGAGGUGCAGGAAGUGUGGGAUGGUCGUGAUGUGGGAUGGUCCACCCAUGUAAAUGUGCGCUCAUGGAAAUGUUGGCGGAGCGCCGCUCUGGGUUUAGCAGCUCUACUCAGCGGAGCUGCUUUGUUGAUCAUCAUGCAUUGCUUUGCUCCCACUGAGACCAGGCAAAUGGAUACCGCGGCGUCAACAGAGGAAUGGGAGGAUUUUGUGAAGGCAUUCCCAAAUGCUUCGACGGUGGAGGACUGGGGCGCAAGGAUAGAAUCCACGAUUGCCCGAGCAAAAGGCUUGCAGCUCGACAGACCCUUGCGUAGUCUUCGCGAUGUGUUCUAUGCGGAUAUCAGCGAAGAGUCUGGAGAUUACCCAUACAUUCGAACAGAGUGCGUUAUUGACACAGUCCAGGCCACGACCUAUUUGAUGGAAGCGAUUGUAGUUCUGUUCCGAGCUAUUGAUCAACGAGGCAAGAGAUGUGCUGACUCUGAUGUGGGCUGUGCCAUCAACGUCAUUGGCUUUAUCACUUGCGUCACCUGGGUGUCAGCCUACCUAAGUUUGGCAGCAUCUGCAUGUUCUUCCGCUGUGAACUCUGGCGCACUUUGCUCUGCUGAUUGGACAACCCUUGUCGCAGCUUUUGGGGAAAUUGCAACUGCUGGUGCAGGCGUCAGGUAUGAUUGUAACAUUCCUAGCAAGCUUGAGAGAGCCUUCGGCUACGGGAUCACUACGACAAAGCGCCCGUAUUUGAAGUAUUUCCCACCCGGCGGAGCUCUACCAGCUCUUGACACCGUCUACAAGUUCAAGCUGCUCUCUCGGUCCCGCAAAUAUCGCAAGUUCGAUAUCACGGCUUGUGUUGCAGACGUAUUUCAAGCAGCAGCGUUUCUGAUUCGCAGCCUCCUCCAGAUCAGGGAUGCUGCCCAGUCGUGCCCCAAUCCCAGGAAUUGCGCCAUCAACAUUUUGAAUGUGAUCUCAUCCUUUGCAUGGAUUUCGCAUUUCUCGGUGCAGGCUGUGGAUGACUGUGCGAAAGCUGGAUCUCAAGAAGCACGAUGUGGAGCUGAAAUUUCAGGAUUGAUAGCUGCCAUGUCAAUGACACCUGCCGCAGGCUAUGCAACGACUUCGGUGUUUGGGUGCUGUUGGAUCCACGGCCCCCGGCCUGGGCGGUGGUGUCCCCCGG
Durusdinium trenchii is the source of this 1256-nucleotide messenger RNA. The record is from the annotation of a GenBank genome assembly. NCBI's taxonomy places the organism in Eukaryota, Dinophyceae, Suessiales, Symbiodiniaceae.